Dalotia coriaria is the source of this 1890-nucleotide messenger RNA. RefSeq lists its product as uncharacterized. Lineage: Eukaryota; Metazoa; Arthropoda; Insecta; Coleoptera; Staphylinidae. The transcript has 2 exons. Gene Ontology annotation, molecular function: zinc ion binding; nucleic acid binding. The record is from RefSeq and is a predicted model, not a curated record. Bases 613 to 1890 code for a protein of 425 amino acids.
CGACCGUUGUCCCAUACCAAUAGAGUAAUUAGCGAUUAGACAUUUAUAUAUCAUAUUUACGUACAAGUUAAGUUUCCAAAUAAUGUAUUUUUCCUAUAUCGUAUUUGCUUCCGCUAAUCUGUUGAACUUAGACUUAAAUCAUUAGCAGACGUACGUCAUAAAUCGGACUCUUGUACAUGACGUAUUAGAGAAACACAUAUUAAAUAGGAGUAAAGAGAAUUAAUAAACUAGUAUCUUUCCAAAUUUCUUGUGUGCAUCAUUUACUGAGCAGCUAGUCUGUGUAACCAAAGUCGCAACGUCGACUAGGCCACAACAUACUGGUGUCAGAAGUGUUCGAACUCGAUCAAGAAGAAGAUUCGUUCAAGAAACUUGAUCAAGCCGUAGAACUUAAAAGAUUUAAGUACGGUGAACUGAGUAGCCGAUAAAUACUUAAACAUUUUUGAGUUCACCCUCUUUGCUCUAACCAUCAUUGAUCCCGCCGAAGCCUACGACAACGUCCAUCGCCAACAGUGAAGCUGUCGAGAGAAACCGAAGGAAGCAUUCGAGCAGGAAAAACUGUGAGUAGAGAAAUUUCACUAGCUUGCUGUGUUAUUUUGUUGCAAAAAUUAAGAUAUGGUUGAUACUCGUUCCAACUCAAAUCAAAAUAAUUCCCAAAAUCAAAGUCCAACUCAAAAUCAAAGUCCAACACAAAAUCAAACUCUAACUCAAAAUCAAACUCCAAUUCAAAGCCACAUUUUAAACAAUUCGCAAAAUAGAAUGGCUUUUAACAUGACCGAUCUACGAGCAAUGCUCCCUGAUUCAUUUGACGGCAAUCGCGAACAACUAUAUGACUUUCUGGCUGAUUGUAAUAAUGCAAUUUCCUUUGCGGAAGGAACACAAAAAGAUAUGCUUUUAGCUAUCAUAAUCUCCAAAAUCCGAGGUAAUGCGCGUACUCACAUCCGAAGCAAAACAAUCAGAACGUGGGAAGAAUUAAAAAUCAUUCUAACUCAAGCUUUUGCUGAUCACAAAAACACGAGCCAAUUGAGAGAAGAACUCAAUUGUAUAUCUCAAAAAUCUGGCGAAAAUAUAAUCGAUUUUCAUUUAAGAAUAGAAAAUUUACAAACCAAAUUAAUUAAUGUCAUCGCGCUGGAUAAAAACAACGAAACUGAAGGCAAAAUCGCAUACAUAAAAGAAACGGCGUUGCAACGCUUUAUCCUAUAUUGCUUACCACAAAUCUCAUCCGCAUUACGACGGAUUAAACCCGUGUCUCUAACAGAAGCACUUUCCGAAGCUAUCGCCGAAGAAUGCUAUCUAAAGAUUCAAAGUUCAUUCAAUAAACAAACUCCAAAUCAAAAGAAUAAAUAUUGUUCAAACUGCAAAACAAAUACUCAUUUUACUAACGACUGUCGAUAUAGAGGAAAAAAGCCAAUAACCGGAAAAUUCUGUCGUUACUGCAAGAAAGAUGGCCACGAGAUUGACGAGUGUCGCAAACGUCAAUAUAAUAAUCAAACAAAUCAAAACAAACCUCAAAAUUCAAAUCAUUCACAGAAUCAAUACCGUCAUCAAAAUCCAGGCCCAUCAAAUAAUCGUUCUAACCAUAGACCAAUUAAUCAUACCACCGAAAUAUCACAAAGUGAAGACGUUUCUAAUGAACUACCAAUGGAGUGUCUCGUUAUCGAUAAUAACCAUAAAAACCGAUGCGUUCUAAAUCUACCACACGAAGACAAAUACGGAAAAAAGUUCUAUUUCUCCCUUCUAAUUGAGACUGGCGCAGCUAUAUCCAUAAUUAAACCCGAAAAACUUAAAUUAACAAAUCUCACAUUUAAUCCAAAUGAAAAAACCGAAAUAUCGGGUAUCGGCAAACACACAACAAUGCAAACAGCGGGAACGAUAGAACAGAAGCUGUCCUAA